Molecule: messenger RNA, 390 nt
Organism: Ambispora leptoticha
Lineage: Eukaryota; Fungi; Glomeromycota; Glomeromycetes; Archaeosporales; Ambisporaceae
Source: the annotation of a GenBank genome assembly
AAAAAUAUGAAUUUCAAGAAGUAUUCUACCAUAAUAUUACGCAAGAAGAAUACUACCAAAACUACAGAAAUAGAAUACACUUUGUAGAAAAACCAACUAAAGAACAAAAACAAUCUACCUUUCUACAAGAACUUAUUGAAAUAGAUAAUAAAUCUAUAAUCAUAUACGGAAAAAUACCAAGACCAUAUAAUCCAAUUUAUAACAAAAAAGUACUCAAUAGAGUAACCAACCCACCUAAUAUUGAAAUAUUACAAGAAAUACGAAAACAAUAUAAUCAACUACAACAAAUAAUUAAAACCUUACAACUAAUAGAAAUACCUUUACUAGAAAAAGAAGGACUUACACUCCAAAACGCAUAUGAAAAUAACAAAAGAAUACGUCCAACAAAAC